This is a messenger RNA of Punica granatum (pomegranate), 765 nucleotides long. The record is from RefSeq and is a predicted model, not a curated record. Lineage: Eukaryota; Viridiplantae; Streptophyta; Magnoliopsida; Myrtales; Lythraceae.
CAAGAAAUAUGCUCUACUAGGUUUGUUUAGUUAUUUUGCGCUCUUGUAAGUGCUCGACAAGAAAUAUGCUCUUGCUUUACCGCCGUCUUCGUCCUACCACCGACGUUGGAAAAAUCUCUCAGGUUGGUAACAGAAACUCUUCAGCUGCCAAACGAGCCAGAACCUCUGGGAAAGAUGAUUGGACUUGCCCCAGCUGUGGCAAUGUCAAUUUCUCAUCCGGAACAACCUGUAACAGGCGAAAUUGCACACAACCGAGGCCAGCUGAUCAUAAUUCGAAAUCUACCGUGAAGCCUGCGCAACCUCCCCGAGGUGCAUCACCAUAUAUCGCUCCUAUAUUUCCUACUUCUAUGUUCAUCAGCAAUGCAAGUCCUCCACGCGGAUUCCCAUCUCCAUCAUCAUAUAUGGAUUCUCGAGUGCCUUCUUCUAUGUAUAUGAAUGUGCCACCUUAUUCCUCUCCAAUUCCUCCUCAGCAUGAUGUACCUUUCCUUAGAGGCUCUAUGUAUCCUUAUUAUAGUCCACCGCCGUCUAUAACCGGGCCAGUACCAUGUCCACUUGGGGUUAGAGCUGGACCCAUCGGCUUUCAAUCCACAUCUCCGGAUGUCCCAAAAUUUUAUGGAAUGGACAAAUCGUAUUUUUCAACUCAGUCUGGUACAAACUGGGCAAGGCUGCGUGCAGUGAUCCACGGGGUUGAUGCGGGGGAUGGCCACCACCAGGGCAAGUGAUAAGGGCAUAUUAUACUCAUAUUUUAUUGUGCAAUUCAUGUUA